This is a messenger RNA of Schistosoma turkestanicum, 231 nucleotides long. NCBI's taxonomy places the organism in Eukaryota, Metazoa, Platyhelminthes, Trematoda, Strigeidida, Schistosomatidae. The record is from the annotation of a GenBank genome assembly.
AUGGAUGUUGUAUGUGCUUGGGCUGAAGGUGUGAGUUUUUCUCGACUUUGUGAAUUGACAAGUGCGUUCGAAGGUAGUGUGAUUAGAUGUAUCAGAAGGUUGGAAGAACUUCUACGUCAAAUGCAUAAUGCAGCAAAAGUAGCAGGAAACUCAGAAUUGGAAAAUAAGUUUUUAGAAGCUGUAAUCCUGAUUAAAAGAGAUAUUAUUUUCUCUGCGAGCUUAUAUCUUUAA